Hibiscus syriacus is the source of this 2238-nucleotide messenger RNA. RefSeq names its product protein OCTOPUS-like. The transcript has a single exon. Bases 113 to 2062 code for a protein of 649 amino acids. Lineage: Eukaryota; Viridiplantae; Streptophyta; Magnoliopsida; Malvales; Malvaceae. The record is from RefSeq and is a predicted model, not a curated record. Gene Ontology annotation, cellular component: plasma membrane.
GUUUUUGAGAGGCAGAAUCGAAACUAAUUUUACUCGCAUUUUUUUGUAUUGUUUUUCUUUCACUGAAGCUUACUAAUAUGACCAGACUGCUCCUCUCAUACUACUACCGGUUAUGAAUCCCAACGUGGAGCCACCACUUUCCGGGCUACCACCGCCUCCACAACCGCCUCAUCCCCACCGUCUUUCCACCUCCUGUGACCGCCACCCUCAAGAGCACUUCACUGGCUUUUGUCCCUCAUGCCUAUGUGAACGUCUCGCUGUUCUCGAGCCUUCAUCUUCUGCUGCCGCUUCUUCUCGGAAACCUCCCGUCGCCGCCACCGCUGCACUUAAAGCCAUCUUCAAGCCUUCCGGAGGAGGUGGUACGCGACCCGGGUUUUUCCCCGAGCUCCGGCGGACGAAGUCGUUCUCGGCUUCGAAAAACGAGGGCUUCUCCGGGGUUUUCGAGCCUCAGAGGAAAUCUUGCGACGUUAGGGUUCGAAACACGCUUUGGUCACUCUUUCAUCAAGAAGCAACCGCAAACGGAAGGCCUUCCGGGGUUGCUGAAGCGGAACCUCGAAAUUCGGCUUCUUAUUCGAGUGUUGUUCAAGACCCUGUUUUUGAAAUCAAAGAAGAAGAAGACCAGAGUAAGAGUGAAACCGAUCGCGAAGAUGAGGACAUUGAGAUCAUAGAAGAAAAACCACCACCCAAUGUGACUGCUCUUACUGCGAAUUUAAUAGAAGAGAAAGUUGAAGAAAUCGUGGAAGAGUACGAAGAGGAACUGUGUCAAGAAGAGGAGCUGAAGCCCAUGAAGGACCAUAUAGAUCUUGAUUCACAAACGAAGAAAACUUCCGGCCGAGAUUUCAAAGAGAUUGCUGGGAGUUUCUGGUCAGCCGCUUCAGUUUUCAGCAAGAAAUUACAAAAUUGGAGGCAGAAACAGAAGCUUAAAAAGAGUAGAACUGGAUGUGGGUCAGCGAGAUUACCAGUUGAGAAGCCCUUAGGAAGACAAUACAGAGAAACCCAGUCGGAAAUCGCCGAUUACGGGUUCGGGAGACGGUCAUGUGACACGGAUCCAAGGUUUUCCCUUGAUGCAGCUAGGAUGUCAUUUGAUGAUCCGAGGUAUUCUUUCGAUGAACCCAGAGCUUCCUGGGAUGGAUAUAUGCCUGGGAGAAUGUUUCCAAGGAUGCCCACAAUGGUUUCCCUUGUGGAAGAUGCUCCUGUUCCUCAUGUUAUCAGGUCCGAUACUCAGAUUCCCGUUGAGGAUGAUCCCACUGCUAUGAAUUCCAUCAAUCAGGACGAAACGCUCCCCGGUGGGUCGGCUCAGACGAGGGACUAUUAUUCUGAUUCUCGGAGAAGAAAGAGUCUUGAUAGGUCCAGUUCUUGUAGGAAGGCUGCUGCUGCUGUAGUAGCAGAGAUGGAUGAAAUGAAGCCUAUUUCGAACACAAAGGUUUCACCUGCAACUGCUGAUUACUUCCAUGGACCUAAACUCGUUGUGCCAGAUAGGGAUUUGAACUCAAAUUCUCUGAGAGAUGAUUAUUCAGACACGUUCGAGAUUGGUUUAAGAGACAAUGCAUCUGCGAUUGGUAAUGUGGAACAAAAAGAGUUGGCAAAGAAGUCGCGGAGGUGGUGUAAAGCUUGGAACAUUUGGGGGUUCAUUCACAGGAGGAGUGUUAACAAAGAUGAGGAUGAAGAUAGGUAUAGUAGAUGUAAUGGUGUGGAGAGGUCGUAUUCGGAAUCUUGGCCUGAGUUUAGAGGGGAGAGGAAUGGAGAUGUGAGAGGAGGGUUCAAUCCAAAGGUGUUAAGGAGCAACAGCAGCGUAAGCUGGAGGAAUUCGAGCGGUUUCAGUGCAGGAUCGUUUAGCAAUGCUAGGAAGAGCUGUGAUGUCGAGUCAAAUGGACAUAGCAAGAAGAAAACAGACGAGUUUGUAUGGGAAAGGAACAAGAGUUCAAGAUAUUCAGCAACUAACUUUGACAAUGGACUGUUAAGGUUCUACAUGGCACCGAACGGCAGCCGGAGAGGUGGGUCGGGUAAAACCAGGGCAAACCAUGCGCAUUCUAUUGCCAGGACCUUACUAAGGUUGUACUGAAUUCGAGAUCCAUAUGUUGUUAUCUUUGGUUUAAUGUCGUUAAUUCUGCUGCACUUGCUAUGUAACCACACAUGCCUUUGUAAUUUGCUGGUUGGUUUAGAUGAAACAAAAGCAUUCUUAAAUUGUUGCCUUUCUUCCGAGUGGCAUGCUUCAAGUAUUCGAAUAACAACAUUUUC